GCAAGUUUUAUUGAGGCUAAAGUGUAAACUUUCUUAGUUAACAGGUAAAUAUGCAAGAAUAUUGUUAGUUCAGUGGAUGUUUUGUUUUCCCUAAAAAAAAAAAUGAACGUUAGGGGUCAUGUUAAUUUUAAUUAUAGCUUUUUUUAAGAAGAAAAUAUAUAUGAAAUAUAGGGAGAAGAAACUUCUUAAAUUUAGGAAUCACAGAAGAAAUUGCAAAAAAACUCAUAGGUUUCAAUGCACGUACAUGAAAGCACCUCUACAUGAAAGGGAGAACAUUGUAAUCAAAGUAAAAAGGCAUUGGACAAAACUGAAGGUGUUUGCAGAAAAUAUGAUCAAGCCAUGAUAUAUGAAAGCUUGUAUAUGUUUAUAAAAAUAUUGAGAUACGAGGAAUAAUUUUAAAAGCAUCAGCAAGCAUAAGGUAAUUUCAUUUGUUCCAAAAUCAGUGAUACACCACUACCAAGGAGAAUGCUGUGAUUAUGCUGCUGGUGGCAGUAUAACCAAAUUUAAUUUCUCUAGAAAACAAUUUUGAAGUAUGUUAACAAGACCAGAAAUGUGUUCAAAUUUUUGUAGUCUUUCCCCACAUCGUGGACUUACCCAAACAAGUAACCAAAAAUAGCACAAAUUGAAAUUAAAAUGAUUACAUACUGUUAUUAAAACUUUACAAAUGCUUGUGAAAAUCCUGAAACUAAUUCAUCAUCUUCCACAUGUGACAUAAUGUGAUUUUGUUUAACAGAAAUGUUAAGAUUUAUAAUUUCUGACUUUAAUUUGUAGUUUUUUUGAAAGUUAUACAUGAAUAUAGUUUAAAGAAUUAAAUAGUUCUAUGAAGAUUUUAGGGAAAAGAAAAUCAGUCCCCUGUCUUCCUUUCAUACUCUUCCUAGAGAGAUAAGGAGCUCCUUUAGUUCCUUUGGUUGGUUAUUUUGCUGUUUGCUGCCUUGUGUCCAACCUGUUCUUGUUGAUUUUCAGUUUUAAUUGUUAUAUAUUUAAUGAAAGAUGAGGAUUUAGCACUCUUCCCACCUCACCACGUACCUUCUAGUUUCCUAUACCCCAGGUUUUCAGUACAGUUAUAUUGUGAUUUUGGUUUAGAACAAUACAUAGUGUUAUAUUUUUAUGACUGUUACUUACUACUGGGUCAUUGUAAUAAACUGUUAACUUUUUCCUUUCCUGUGCAACUUUUUUCCUAGUAUUAAUAAUUUUCUUAAUUUUUUCUUUUUCUUUUUUUAUGUGCCUAUAUAUCACAAAAUCUACUCCAGUCUGUAUAGCUGAAUGUGAUUCUAUAAGAGAAUAUGUCCCAAGAAGACUCUGUUUAAAUAAGAAUUUAUAUACUUUUCUUUAUGUUGGACAGUGUUGAACUUGAUGAUAAGAUAGAUUGAUAAUUGAUAGUGAAAUUGGUUGUUUGUUUGUGAAAAUUAAGUAGCUUUAACAUUUGACUUAUACUUUUGUAAGAUGCUGCUGUAUGGCAGAACUGAAUCAGUUCACUUUGUUCAACAAUUAGGAGGACUUUGAUGGCUUAAAGUAACUAUAAGGACAGCUGAAGUUAAUCAGACGGAAAGCUUCCCUGGUGAAGAAGUAGCCUGUGUUGUCAGCAGCUUCAAAAAAUGUUAAUGUUAAAAAAGAUUGCUCUGGACAUUCUGUGAUUUCUCUUUCUUCCUGACCUGUGGAAAGGAAAGAUCAUUUUACUGGCAGUGCUAAGAAGGGCAAGCUGAUACAAAAUCAGGGACAUAUAACAGUGGCAAGAUGCUGAAAAAGGAAAAUAAAGGGAAGAGUGAAGAUACAUGGAGUGAUAAAGAUUUGAAGGCAGUAACUAUUCUUAGAAUGAAGGCAACUGCCAGUCAGUGACAAGUCAAAAGAGAACAUAACUCUUCAGGUUGAAGGGAGAAGGAGUGUGUCUAUUUCACAUCCUAAGGUUAGCACUCUUUAAGUCCUUUUUGUGAUACACGUUGUGUAGGUUCUUACAUGCAUUUGUAGUGGAAAGAGGUUGAAGCCUGUUUACUGAAAGGGUAACUAAAAUUGUAACAUUUUAGUGGCUUAAAAGACAUCACAAUAUUUUAUGACUGGUGAAAUUACCCUGGCCCAUACAUACACUAAUCUCAGAUGUUCUUUGUAUUCACAAGCAGCAAAACAGACACAGGAACAUCAUAAGUGGCUUUCUACGAUAUUGCUCUAGGCUCCCUGUAGUGAAAGCUCGAAAAGCGGAGACUUCAGAUAGUUGUUUUGACAUUUAAUGAGAAAAUACAGCUUUUGUACAUGAAUGUUUUGAGUACGAUAAAGAUAGAUACAUGUGGUUGUGUAAUUUUGUAUAUUAAUUCAAGGCUCAGGUGUUUAUAUUCUUUCUCUUAAAAAGAAAAAGCUAGUGAAACAAGAGAAGCACUGAAUUUUGCCCAAGCUCAAUUAGCAUGCAUCCACUAUUUUUAUAUGAAUGUGAGUCUGGGUAAUUAUUAGAGAUUGUGCUUAUUUUGGAGGAAUAGCUACAUCGACAUUCCAAACUGAGACUGUGGCAUUAGUAGAUUAGGUAGCUGGGAAAGUAGGGAAAUGAAAAAGCAGAACUUAAUGCUGUAAGAAUUUUGCAUUUCUUGAUGAGACCUCAUUACUGAAAUAACUUUAUGCCUUGAAAAUUUUAUAAUGCCAGUGGAAUUGGUAUGACACAAUUCUUUCCAACUUUUUCUCAAAUACUAGUGAAUUGGGUGCCUCCUGUAAUCGAGAGUUGGUCUGGGUUGUACUAACUUAGCUGCAUGUGCUCUUGGAAUAUUUUUGAUAGCAUUUUUUGGAAGAAAUCAAAACGAAGGGACUUUUCCCUCCCCUGGUUCUAUUUUCAGAAGUUAAGUGAAAGAUCCAUAAUACCUAAUACAUAAUAGAAAUAGUGGUAAUAGCUUAGGUUAAUAUAAUUUACAAAGUAUACAUUUCAUAUAGAUUAGUUCAAUUGCUGGAUAGGUGUAGGAGCUAUUUCCCCUGCAACACAGGGGAAACAGUGACAGUGCUGGGAGGAAUGAGAGACAGGUUUCCAACUGUUGGUUCUGUUCUAUGUACAAGAUGUUACGUUGGGUAGAUAUAUCAGAAAUGGGAUGUAAAAUGGAUCCAAGUUAUAUUACUAUUAAUAACUUGUGCUUAAAUAGCAUUUAAACAUUACAAAUAAAGUGGAAAAACAUUUAAACCUUUUACCACUUAAAAAAGGGUCUAUGUAAUCUUACGUGGUUCUCAUAAUUACUGUGAAAUAGACCAGGGAUUAAUAUCCCCACUUUAUAAAUGGUCAUAAGUGACUUGCCCAGUAUCUUAGAGCCAGGAAGUGGCAGAACCAGAUCUCUAACUGAGAUCUUUGGCUCCUAGGUAGUGUUUCUUAAGUAUGCAGUCUCAUUGCUUCUCACCCAGUUUGUGUGUACUACUGCUGAAUCACAGAAGGAAACUAAAUUGGUAUCUGACUACCUACACUCCUGUCAAUAUGCAAAAAGAUUGAAGUCAUUCAGUGAUAUAAAUACCAGUUGUAUUUAUGUGAUUCAGGAUAUAAGUAAAACUAAUUUCUACCAUUAUUUAAAGAAACUACAAUGAAAUCUUUGAAAAAAAUGAAGUCCUUUAUGAAAUUAAGAUACUGUGUACAUUUAUUUAUUAAAUGAAUUUUCACAUUAAGUUUACUUAAUGCAUGAUAUAUUUAUAUAAUCUAGGUUGAGGGUUUUAGUAAUUUUUCUUCUGGUUUCUGCUUUACUGACCUUCAAAAUACCAAUCUGGAACACUGAAAUGGCUAGUUUUAAAACCUUGCCUAGCAAUUUACAGUAUUUUUUUCUGAUUAUUAGUUUGCAUAUAUAUGUAUUUUGUGUGGGUGUGUGUGUGAGAGACAGAGAGCCUGAGACAGAUACUAACUUCUGGUUCUUUCAUUUGGUCUACAUUUUCCUUUAAAAAAUACUCCCUUGAGUAAAAGUCUGUUUUUCAGUCAGAUGAAUUGAGUAGAUUACACACAGGAUAUCUACUUAGUUGGUCUCUCCAGUAAAAGGAACCAAGUGUUGGAAACAGAAUUAUUUUAGUGUUCAUUAGUAAUUUUUCUUACAUGAAUCAUUUUGUUAAGUAAGCUAGUGAUGUUCUUGUUGACUUUUUUUAUACUGACUGUAUUAAAGAUGAUUUCCCUUUAAAAUGUUUUGGUAGUAUAUUUUAGAUGGGUUACAUGAGUAAUUAUCUCACAGUGUUCUGAUUUUAAAUUAUAUAUAGAUAUGCUGGUGUAGCAGAAAGGACCUUUGACUUUCAGGUCAGGGGACUGCCACAAACUUGAAAUCACUUUAAUCUAAUUGUAUACCUUCACUGGGUCUUAGAUUCCUGUGUAUAAAAUAAGAAUGUUUAGCUAAUUAUACUUAACGAUUUUUUCAUCUUAAACUUUCUAAGGCCCUGUUACAUUCAUCUAUAUAAAAUAAAGAUAAUUAUUUUUCUUGAGACAAAAUAUCUAGAUGGAUUUGUAAUGUUAGCAUUUAGUGUAUUUUCAGUUUUUUCUUGAUGUAGGUGCUCAAUUUUAUUUAUUUAAAAAUUGAAAAAUUUAUUAUGUAGCAUUUUAUAUGGAAGAACUACAACAGAAAGCCUGUAAUUAAAAAUGUUGUAAGCCUUUAUAGAACUUAUGGAGGUUAUCAUCCCUGAUUACUUACUUUUAAGGUUCUAGUUAACCUUUCUUCAGUAUAAUCCCAUAUUUUGUUAAGCAAGAUCCUUUGGUUACUAAUGAUACUUUUUUUUUUCUGUUUAAGAAAUGGAUUUUCUAUUGCAGUAUUUUUAGGACUGCAUGCAACAACCGUUUAAAUUAGAAUAAGGUCUGUAGUUUAGUUAAUAGUAUUAUAUCAAUGUCAGUUUCCUGGUUUUGUAAUGUACUAUUGAUUAUGUAAAAUGUCCUUGGGAAAAAUUGAGUAAAGAGUACGUGGAAACUCUGAACUAUUUUCACAACUUUUUGUGAAUCUUAAACUAUUUUAAAAAGUUAAAUGAAAUUCGUCUUUGGGUAUGAUUCAGGGUCUGUUUGUAGAAACUGCAUAUUACUAAUUUUACUAAUUGUAAGUUGAAAUACAUAUUCUUUGGGGAUUAAAAAUUAACUUUUGUCUGAAAUGUAGCACACCUCUAGAAAAGUACCCAAAUGUUAAGUGUAUACUUCAGCAGAUUUUUAUGAAGUGAACACACCCAUGUAACCAGCACCCAGGGGAAGAGAUAGAACACCAACUGCAACCCAGAAUUUCCUGCAUGAUUCCUCCUGGUCAUUUCUCACAACAAAGGCUAACCAGUGUCCUCAAUAAGUGUUUAGUUCUGAUGUUAAUGUUAAAAUAUUAGUGAAUUUUACAGGAAAAUAUUAGUGAAUCUCAUUUUUUUCUUUGCAUGCAGAGCCAUCUAUUUGCAUCAGAAGUAAUGUAAUUAACUAGCACAACGAUUAAAGUACUUAAUUGUGAAUUAUGUACUUAAUGUAGAAAUUAUACAGUGAUAGAAUAAACUUUUAACUACGAUGAUAUAUUGAAAAUCAAUAACAAAAGAUGAAAUUAGAUGUGUGGUGGCAACUACUAGCUAUUUUCCAGAAUUCAUUGUUUUGUGCAGUAGAAUCAUGCAUAGUUGUCUAUAUACCCAGAAGUCUUUGGUAGAUAACUCAAUGUGUAUUUGCUGAAUUGAGAAAAAAAUCAGUUAUAAAACUAACAUUCUCAAUGCACAAAGCUUAGAAAACUGCAAAACAUAAGGGACAACAGAAGAUUUUGGCUAUGGCAAAACAGUCCUGUAGAGGCCAAUAUCUGAGGUUGAGUAGUAAAUGGAUUUGGGCAACAUUUCCCCCAUUCCUCUCUCCACCCCAAAGAUGGUCUUUGUGCUGUGGAUAGAAAAGGAUCCUUAACUUCCCUAUAAUGCUUGGAAAACUGUCAAUGGUAGGUGAGAUUAUUUCCCAGUCUCCUUAUUUAUUUGAUUGACUGAACCUAUGUGACUAAGUUAUUGCCAAUGAAAUGUGAGAAGUGAUGCAAGCAGUAUCUACUUCAUUUACUGCUUAAGAAAUUUCUGAACCUGAACUUCCAUUGUUUGUGUUUUACCGCUGGCUAGAAUAGCAUCCAAGUAAGGCCGAUGUCUCUCUGAAUUAUUGGAGCAGAGCUGCUCACAGACCUGGAGCAGUCAAACUUGGACUGUUUUUAAGAAGGAAACUUGUUUCUUAGGCAACUGCCCUUUGAGGUCUCUUUGCAAUAGCUGCUUAGUAUAUGCUGACAAAUGCAUACUUCAUCCAAGUAAUUCUUAGGUACACAUCUGCUAUAGUUGUUCUGAACGAAGGUUGCAAAGUUUAUGAAUGAUUUACUUUAAAAAAAUACUUAGCACAGAUUUAAUAUUACCCCUAUGAUGUCACUCAUGUUUGCAUUCCUAUGGUGCUCUCUUAAAUGUAAAUGAUUAGGGGACUAAAGAUAUUAGAAUCUUUUCAGUAAACAAAUUGAGAACUGUACAUUUUAAAAAUAGAGACAAGUGGCAAUUUUUUAAACAUUUUUUUAUUGACUUAUAGUGACAAGUGGCAAUUUAAAGCUUACAUAGACCACCCAUAGUUUUUGUGUUUCAUGGAGUUAUUCAUUUGAUGUUGCCUGAUCAAUGUAUAUGUAUGUUUUAUUUCUACUGCUUGUACCUAUUCAUUUGACAGUGAGAUAAUGUACACUGAAGAAACUGCCAGACAUUUACAUAUCAGAUGAACAUUCAUUCAGAAUAUCACCUUUCACUAGUACCUUCUAGUGGAAAACUAAGGUAAUUACAGGGAGUGUAACCUUGUCUCUUUCUGCUUAACAUCUUGGUUAUCCAUGCCCUUUCAUCUUCAUUAGUAUUUAGGUAAAAUUGAUAUAUUUUAAAUGGUGACUUUAUCCAUGAGAUUGUAUAAGAAACUGAAGUGUUUGGAUUAGAAAAAAAACCGUCAAAGUUAGUGUAGCUUUGGGAUUAUAUAUAUUUUAUAGACUGCUUAUUUUCUAAAAUUCAUAACCCACAGAAGCCACAUGGUAAUUCAACCUAAUGUAUUCAGGUAGUCUUAAUAUUUGAUUUAAUUAUCAUUUUAAAUAAGUCGGUGUGUUUUUAAAAUUUAUUUGUAUAGGUAGUGGUUCUCAAACUUUAGCUAGCAUCAGACUCACCAGGAAAACUGGAUGAAACACUGUUAAACCCCAACUCGAGUUCCUGAUUUAGUAGGUCUGGGUGGGGUGCAAGAAUUCACAUUUCUAACAAGUUCCCAGGUAACCAUGAUAGCUACUCCUACAACACAUGUUGAUUAAUCACUGAUGGUGGUUAGCUAUCAAACUUAAAAAAAGUAAACAGAAUACAGACAGUCUCUGACAUGAUUAUUUUGACUUUAUGGUGGUGCAAAAGCAAUAUGCAUUGAGUAGAAAAAAACAGUGUUUUAAAUUUUGAUCUUUUUCCAAGCUCGUGAUAUGCAGUACAAUACUGUCUUGUGAAACUGGGCAGUGGCAGUGAGCUGCAGCUCCCAGUCAGCCCACGAUCACGAGGGUAAACAGCCAACACGUGAUACACUUACAACCGUUCGGUAUGCAUACAGCCUUCUGUUUUCAGCAGUGUCCAAUAAAUUACAUAAAAUAUUUAACUUAUAAUUAUAAAACAGGGUUUGUGUUAGAUGAUUUUGCCCAGCUGUAGGCUAAUUAAUGUAAGUACUCUGUUUAAGAUAUGCUGGGCUAAACCUUGUUUGAUAGAUUAUGUAUAUUAAAUGCACUUUUAACUUAUGAUAUUUUUCAACUUAGGUUUCAUUGAGACAUAGUAAGUUGAGGAAGAUCUGUAUAACAAACACCUGAAUCCCAUUAUGUUGCUUUAACAAAUAUUAAAUGCUUUGUCACAUUGCUUCAGAUUCCCUUCACUUUUUAAGAAAUAAAAUACUGCAGAUGCAGCUAAAUGUGUAUAUCCUCUCUACCAUCUGACUUCCCUUCUUCUCUUCCUCAAAAGAUGACCACUCUGCAGAUUGUAAUCAUUUCCAUGUAAGCUCUUGCUACAUGUAUAUAUACCCCAAAGUAAAGUAUUUUGCAUAUUUUAAUUGUGUAUAAAUGAUAUGAAAUAUGUGCCUUUUUGUAAUUUACUUUUUAAAUUAUGCUUCUGAGAUUUGUGCCUGUAAUGUAUUCUUUCAGAGUCAUACAUUUAUAACUUUAGUGUAAUCUUUAAUUACAUAAAUAUGCCAUUUUUAAAAUUUAUCCUUCUACUGAUGGGCAUUUAGGUUUGUGGCAGCCGCUUGUGGUUAUAUAGUCAACUGCCAUUCCUCAUUUACCUCUUUUUUCCUUACUUUGAGUAUGCCCUCCUAUAUACAUAGGAGAGAUGCCUUCUUUCCAGUCCCAAAGGAGUGAAUGUUGAUUUGUCUAAGCCGAUCUAAGUAGUCUGUCUUAAGUAGUUUCUUCCUUUACCAGUUUAGGGGGUGGUGUGUAGUACAGUCCUGAUCAAAGAUAUGUAAAGCAAAAUCUGGGAGAGACUUUCAGGAAAGAUUUUUUUUCCCCUGGAAAAAAAGACAUGAAGGUAAACCUCCCAGCUUUGGAUAUGGUUUUGCAAGGAUGGGAUGAUUGUAGCAAUAGCUGUUUCUUGAGACUCUGUAGAGACAGAUCUGAGGAUGAGAGCAUUUGAGUAUUUGACUGUGUAAUUGUCCUGGAAUUACCAUUUUUCCCACCUCUUUUAAUGUGGAAUUUUCUUCUUUGUUUUAACCACUUCUAGUUGAAUAUUCUGUUAUUUGCAACCAAAGCAUCCUGUUAUAAGAUAGAUAACAUAAAAAAAAACCCAAACCAACAAUACUGUAAUAAAGAUUCUUGAAUUUGUCUUCUGUUUCUCUAGGGUAGAUAGAUAGAAGUGAAAUUUGAGGGCUAUAGAGUGUCAUAUUCAGCUUUAGUAAAUGUUAAAUUGCUUCCCCAAAUAGUUCCCCAAAUAUAUGCUUCCACUGCAGUGUACCCUAGUUUCUGUUUAUUUACAUUAGAUCUUUGCUUAACACCUGGUAUUUUUGUACAUUAAUUUUUGCCUCUUAAUGUCUUGGUGCAUUAUCUAGAUUAUUAGUAAUCAUGUCUCUGCUCAGCCAUCUGUCCUGUUUAUAUCCUUUAUAUAGUUGUCUGCCAUACUGGAGUUUUUUUCCAUCUUGAUAUGUAUGUGUGUAUAUAUGUAUGUCUUACAUAUUCUGGAUAUUGAUCUUUGUUUAUACAUAUUGCAAAUAUCUUUUAGUCUAUAACUUGUCAUAACCUUUGUUUAUUAUGUUCUUUAUUGUAGAAUAAUAUUUAAAGAAUUUAAUUAAAUUUAAUCAAAAUUUUCUUUUAAGAUUUGUGCUUUUUGUGUCUUUUCUAAAAAAUCUUUCCCUACCCUAAAGUCAUAAUAGUCUCCUAUAUUUUAUUCUAAAAGUUGUUAAGAAUUUUGUUUUUCACAUCAGGAUUUUUAACCCUCUUGGAAUUGACUUUUGUAUAGGACGUGAGGAGGAACCAUUUUUUCACAAUCGACGUUAUUGUUUCUUUUUCUAAAUUCUGUUCUGCUCUUUUGGUCUGUCUUUCUGGCUCUGUACCAGUUCUGUUAUUAGUGUAACUUUAUAAAAAGAAGUUUUUAUCACCUUACUAAUUUUUGAAUUGUCUUGGUUGUCCUUGGGUUUUUCCUCUUCCAUAUAAAUUUUUGGAUGAGCUUGUGCAGUCUCACCGAAAACAAACAACUACCAGGAUUUUGAUUGACUUUGAAUUAAAUUUGUAUGUACACUCGGGAAGACUUUAUAUGUCUUACACCAUUUGAUCCAUUCAUAUAGGUGAUAUCUCUCCAGUUUUUAUAAUAAUUCUUGACUGUCCUUCAAUAAUGUCUUAUAAAUUUCUCCUUUUAAUGGUCUUGUUCUGCUUAUUUCUAGGAGCCUAAUAAUUUUUGUUUAUAAUUACAUUUUAUAAUUGGUUUUCACUGAAGGAAAAUUGAUUUUUAAAAACUUUACAUUGAAAUGCAACAUGUGUACAGGAAACUACACAGAGUAUAGUCUUGAAGCUAAUCUACCAAAUAAAUCAUCUAGAUCUGCACUUUCCAGUAUAGUAGCCAGUAGCCGCAUGUGGCUAGUCUGAAGUAAAAGAUGUUCUGAAAAAUAGAGAUGAAGGUACAUAUGCACACAAAAUUUUGCCUCAUUUGUUUGCUGACAUUUAUUUUCCAUCAUUGCAACCAUUGCCAUGGAGAACAUGACCAUGGUUCUGAAGAGCAUCACAGACACCAUCGUGGAAUGACAGAAUCGGAGUCAAGCAAAUUUUCAGUGCUGGAUGCUGAAAAUCAAAAAAAGUAUUAUAUUGAAAAACUUUUUGACCGUUAUGGUGAAAAUGGAAGAUUGUCCUUUUUUGGUCUGGAGAAACUUUUAACAAACUUGGGCCUUGGAGAGAUAAAAGUAGUUGAGAUUAAUCAUGAGGAUCUUGGCCAUGAUCAUGUUUCUCACUUAGAUAUUUUGGCAGUUCAAGAGGGAAAGCAUUUUCACUCACAUAACCACCAGCAUUCCCAUAAUCAUUUAAAUUCAGAAAAUCAAACUGUGACCAGUGUAUCAACAAAAAGAAACCAUAAGUGUGAUCCAGAGAAAGAGACAAUUGAAGUAUCUGUCAAAUCUAAUGAUAAACAUAUGCAUGACCGUAAUCAUCGCUUAUGUCAUCACCAUUGUUUGCAUCAUCACCUCGAUCAUAACACUACUCGUCAUUUUCCUAAUGAUUCCAUUACUCACAGUGAGCGUGGGGAGCCUAGCCAUGAACCUUCAACAGAGACCAAUAAAACACAGGAGCAAUCUGAAAGCAAGCAACUGAAAGGAAAGAGGAAGAGAAAAGGGAAGAAAAGUAAUGAAAAUUCUGAGGUUAUUACACCAGGUUUUCCCCCUAACCAUGAUCAGGGUGAGCAGUAUGAGCAUAAUCGGGUCCACAAACCUGAUCGUGUACAUAAUCCAGGUCAUUCUCAUGUACGUCUUCCAGAACAUAAUGGUCAUGAUCCUGGUCAUGGACACCAAGAUCUUGAUCCUGAUAAUGAAGGUGAACUUCGACAUACUAGAAAACGAGAAGCACCGCAUGUUAAAAAAAGUGCAAUUUAUUCAGCUGCUAGUCACAAAGAUCAUAAUGAAGAUGACCGGCAACAUGAGUGUUUGAACGUCACUCAGUUGUUAAAAUACUAUGGUCAUGGUGCCAAUUCUCCGAUCUCACGUGAUCUAUUUACAUACCUUUGCCCUGCUUUGUUAUAUCAAAUUGACAGCAGACUUUGUAUUGAGCAUUUUGACAGACUCGUAGUUGAAGAUUUAAAUAAGGAUAAAAGUCUGAUUCCUGAAGAUAAGGCACAUAUAGGGGCAUCAGCAUGGAUUUGUGGUAUCAUUUCUAUCACUGUCAUUAGCCUGCUUUCCUUGCUAGGAGUGAUCUUGGUUCCCAUUAUUAACCAAGGAUGCUUCAAAUUCCUUCUCACAUUCCUUGUUGCACUAGCUGUAGGAACAAUGAGUGGAGAUGCUCUUCUUCAUCUACUGCCUCAUUCUCAGGGUGGACAUGAUCACAGUCAUCAACAUGCACAUGGGCAUGGACAUUCUCAUGGACACGAAUCGAAGAAGUUUCUGGAAGAAUAUGAUGCUGUAUUGAAAGGACUUGUCGCUCUAGGAGGCAUUUACCUGUUAUUUAUCAUUGAACAUUGCAUUAGAAUGUUUAAGCACUACAAACAGCAAAGAGGAAAACAGAAAUGGUUUAUGAAGCAGAACACAGAAGAAUCAGCUAUUGGAAGGAAGCUUUCAGAUCAUAAGUUAAAUAAUACACCAGAUGCUGACUGGCUUCAGCUCAAACCUCUUGCCGGAACUGAUGACUCAGUUGUUUCUGAAGAUCGGCUUAAUGAAACUGAACUGACAGAUUUAGAAGGUCAACAAGAAUCCCCUCCUAAGAAUUACCUAUGUAUAGAAGAGGAGAAAAUCAUGGACCAUUCUCACAGUGAUGGAUUACAUGCCAUUCAUGAGCAUGAUCUCCAUGCCGCUGCACAUAACCACCAUGACGAGAGCAAAACUGUACUGAGGAAGCAUAAUCAUCAGUGGCACCACAAACAUUCUCAUCAUUCCCAUGGUCCCUGUCAUUCUGGAUCAGAUCUGAAAGAAACAGGAAUAGCCAAUAUUGCAUGGAUGGUAAUCAUGGGGGAUGGCAUCCAUAACUUCAGUGAUGGCUUAGCAAUUGGAGCAGCUUUCAGUGCUGGAUUGACGGGAGGAAUCAGUACCUCUAUAGCUGUCUUCUGUCAUGAACUGCCACAUGAAUUAGGUGAUUUUGCAGUUCUUCUUAAAGCAGGCAUGACUGUAAAGCAAGCAAUUGUAUACAACCUCCUGUCUGCCAUGAUGGCUUACAUAGGCAUGCUCAUAGGCACAGCUGUUGGUCAGUAUGCCAAUAACAUCACACUUUGGAUCUUUGCAAUCACUGCAGGCAUGUUCCUCUACGUAGCCUUGGUGGAUAUGCUUCCAGAAAUGUUGCAUGGUGAUGGUGACAAUGAAGAACAUGGCUUUUGUCCAGUAGGACAGUUCAUUCUUCAGAAUUUAGGACUGCUGUUUGGAUUUGCCAUCAUGCUGGUAAUUGCCCUCUAUGAAGACAAAAUUGUGUUUGACCUCCAGUUUUGACCAUUCCCAGCAAUCACUGCUGAUUACGAGAAUGUUGCCUUGCAGCUUUGCAUCUGUUCCUUGUACUGUAAGCACGUCGCUCAAAGAAAAGUCAGUGGCUUGCACUACUUACAAGUUCAUAGAUUUGAGCCUAACCACAAAGACCGGUGCUCAGUACUGUUUUCCCCGCGUGAAGGGAUCUUUCAAAAAUGUAAAGCUUGUAAUAAAGAAAGGAGGAAAUGGGACUCCGUGAACCAAUGUUGAUAUAGGUUUGAUUAAGACUUUAAAAAACAAUAAUAUGAAACACUAAAGUAGUCUCUUUAUUAGUAGAAACUUCUGUGGCUAUGCAGAAAUAGAAAUUGAACCAAAAAAAAUCACUUAACUUUAAAAAUAUCCUAAAUGGACUCUGGGCAGACUUUUCUUUGUGCUAAAAAUUAAUUGUAGUGUCCUUUAAUUCAGCUCCAUAUAUGCGUAUGGUAAUAGGGAUCAACUUGACACAGCUUUGAAACCGCAUAGACUGUAGGACCUAGAGGAACGCACAGGCUGCAUUAGGGUAUGAAUUUAGCAUUGGGAAAAGCCCUUAUUCUUGAAUCUAGAGUUACUAUUUUUGUAUAUAUUUGCAUAGUGUUUAAACUUGCAGCCUAAACUACUGAAAUUUGUGAUUGUACAUUUGUGUGUGCUUCAGUUUAAGGAAAGAUUCAUAAUGGUUCUUUGUAUUAAUAUUAUUCUUGGUGUUUGGGUUUUAUUUUUAACUUUUAUUUUGUUUUGGGUUUUUUGGUGGGGGGCGAGGGGUUGGAGCAUGUGGUAAAAUUUUUUUGUUGUUGUUGUUAAAAUUGUAACCCUUUAGAAAAUAUCAGCGAAGUGAAGAACUCGAACGUGGUCUAAAUAUUCAGUUUUCCGACUUUAACAGUACUAACUAGUUAUGUGGGAAACUUAAGUUUUAAAUGUACACAGUGCUUUACCUGUUUGGCGUUGGAACUCAGAGCACACGCUGUGGCUGGCAGUACGGGUAAGGCAGCAAGUUUACCGUGUCCGUGUUCUGUACAUGGAAUGUCACUUGAAACGCUUAUGAGGAUGAUCUCCGUGGCUGUUGUGGUACCAAUUGACUUGGAAGAGAUAGUUAAAUAACUCAGCUGAAAUCACUUGAUCAUUUUGUGCCAAGAUAUGCUGUUGGUGCCUGAUAGGCAUUAGUCUCCUAUUUUUUAGGUGCCCUGUUCUCCUGCCAUAAUUGUGAAAGAUUUGUGAGAAAAGUGCAAGUCAUGUUUAUCCUGAAUUUUGACCUAAUAAUUUGUAGCACUAAUCAUAUGCAUGUAGCUUUCUGUUUACACCUUGUGCCACAUGGUCUUCAUUUAUGCCAGGUAAACCGUAUUUGAACUCUGUGCAGGCAGCUUUGUUUUUAUCUGCUUGGCUACCCAUGUAGCUGCUUUAAAAAUCUUAUUCUUCAGAUACUUAAGAGCCAAACUCUUUCCAUUCCAUUUAAAAUGUUUUCAUUUAGUCCUCUUCAUUUUCCCAGUUCGUCUCUUACUCCAUGAACUUUAAAACAAAAAACAAAGUUUUGAGAGCAGCACAUGCAUCCAGGCAUUAAUAGAGUAUUGUAAGCAAGGGAGCUUAGGUGUUAUUUCCUUAAUUUAUGCCUGAAUUUGAAACAUUAUUUCUGGCUCUCUCCAUGGCCUCCUGUAACAGGUAGGGGUUUUAUACAUAGAAAUAUACAUUUAUUUCAGCAUUGGGCACUGAAUUAGGACAGUCCUCAUCUCAUUGCUUGGCCCUUCAAGCAACUUCGCUAAAAGGUGCUGAUAUUUCAUUUAGUACUGCCAACUUCAAGUGAUUCAAAUAUCUUGCUUUCUGAACCAAGAUAUAUUUAAUAGUUCAUUUUUGGGUUUUUAUACCCAAGGACGAUUCUGCAUUCCAGCGUUAAGUCUGCUUUAUUUUAAAACUUUUAUGAAAAGCAACAGCUGGAAUAUACUCCCAGUCUUAAAAUAAAUGCCUGAUUUAAAGCAACUAGGUUAUGCUGAAGUAUAUAAAGGUUUAUAUUCUCUCAAAAAUGGUAUUAUCUUUAUUUGCUAGAUUUUUUUUUUAAACUUUUAAGAGGGCUGUAACAGUUGCUGCUAGUAUUUUGUUAGGGUUCCACCAGUAUUUAGUUUUUACAUCAUUCUAAUGUAUAGUUUCAAGUCUUACUAGACAAUCUGAAUUCCACUACAUUUCUCUUUGGCUCCAACAUUCCAUUUAGCUUGACCAGUCUAAUUUAACAUGUGUUUGUUGGAGGUCAUUACUGUUACUUGUACAAUGCUGUCACUGUGUGACAUCCAUAUAAAUUUUGGUGUUAUCACAUUGCAUUCAGUCAGCUGUGAUUAUGCUUAGAAAUACUAUAGUAACUAGAUGCAGUGUGAAUUUUUUUCCAUUAACAACAGUCAGUCAGUGGCUUAAAUGUGAUUAUGGUCCUGCAAGGUGAUACUUGCUAAAAUAUCUAAACUUUUUUUGUUGUUGUAACUGAAUCAUUUUUUUAAAAAUUUAUAAAGCUGGAAAUGAUCAAAUGCUGUUUUUUCCAUUGUCAACAGUGGUGUCAUUUUAUGUGUGUUCCUAAUGCUUAUGGAACUCUCCCAAAAUAAAGUUAUUCAAAAAGAGCAAA
Messenger RNA from Vicugna pacos (alpaca), 15131 nucleotides. The record is from RefSeq and is a predicted model, not a curated record. Lineage: Eukaryota; Metazoa; Chordata; Mammalia; Artiodactyla; Camelidae.